AAUUUAAAUUAGAUGAGUUUCUUUCGGUAUUUCUUCUCAGUAGUAGUCGUUCUGAAAUGCCAGUAGUUUGUAGCUUUUUGAGAAAUCACUAGUCUUCCAUGAAAGAAGAAAACGGAUUAUUAACGAACUAAUUUUUUUGCCAUUGCAAUACCGAAUGGAAUGAUCAAGAUUGGUUGAUAAACACCCAGUGUUGCCGGCCAACAGGAGACAACGCCUUCAUUUACUUUUUCACUGUAUGGGCACGGUACAGGCUGUAUUUAUGAUAAAAUUUGACGUGAAAAAGUGCAUGUGAAGGUCUAAUUUCGGAAUAAAUGAUUUAGAGUACAUACGCAUGUUUGAUACAUAAUGUAAUUGUAUGUGGUAUCAGUAAUAACUCCAAUCCUAUUACGAAACCAUUCCAAUCCAAUCACAUAAUCAUUUGUGUUACAUUAACUGUAUCUCUAGAUGUUGCAUAAAUAAUGUAAUAACGUUAUGUUAUACAUUACAAUCACGGUAUUAUUAUUAUAAUACAUCUAAUGAUGAUUAUUAGGUAGAUAAAUGUAAAUAAAAAUAUAUUCAGAGCUUGUUUAUUUCUUUUCAGGCGUUUUAGAUGCUAACACUGAACCUGGUGUCAGAUUUUAUUAUUAUUUCAGAGCAGUAUGUGGCUAACGACAUACUUUCUUAUAAUGUUAACACUUCCACUUUUGAUACGUUGCAAUGAUCUAUUACUGGAUUAUGACGACAAUAAAAAAAUACAAACUAUUGUUGAUAUUGUUAAAAUUGGAAGAGAAAGAACUGACUGGAAAAAUAUUAUCUGCGCGGGAAAAUUGUCAGACCCAUUAUAUAAACAGUUGGGAGAACUUUCAUCGACCUUUGCUGUGAUCACAGAUGACUACGGAGUAGAAUUCGAAGACGCUGUACCAUACGCGCCUCACACUUUCUUAUUCGGAUGUACAGAUUUUGAUACAUUUGAAGAUUUGUUCAUGACAGUCCUUGGUUCGCCAUAUUGGCAUCCUUUAACAAAUGUUAUCAUGUUCUAUGAAAGUCCUCUAACGAAUGACUUGAUAGCAAAGAUAUUUUUCAUACUAUUGUAUUACAAAGUAUACAAUGUUAUCAUCGUACAGUUCGACGAUACAGAGCAGGCGCUGCGUUUGAUACACUAUAAUCCUUACGUAAGUGGAGAAGAUCAUAACAAUUACGGCUGUUGGACCGCGAGGAAUAUCGGCAUUCCUCCGAUUAAUUUUGACGAAGGUUUUGUCUGUGUUGAAGGAUGCCAAAACAUCACACAGCAAUCAAAAUUUCGUGCUAACAAUCUAGGCACGUGUGUUGCAUUUCAAACAAACAUUGUAUCAUAUGGAGAUGAGGAGUUACUGCGUCAUUUAAAUUUAUUCGAGGAAUUGGCAAAAAAUUUACAUGGCUUUCCUUUAAGGGCAUAUGCUACUGAAGUAAAACCUUUCUUAAUUGUGAAUGUCCAAGGUAACGGAACUUACACUAUUGGUUCUAGAGAUGGAAAUGUCUGGAACACGAUUUCAAAAGCGAUGAAUUUUACCAUCGAUUUAUAUCCAGUGGCAAGGACAAUAAAAAGCAAAUUUAAUUUCGAACUUAACAUACAACAGAUAUUUGGAUUGUCUCGUAGAAAGGCAGACUUAUAUCUUAUACCGAUCUACGAAUUUGACUUAAUUGUUGUGGAUCUCGAUUACACGUUUCCAGUAAAAGAAAGUGGUCUUUGCUUGAUAGCGCACCGAGCGGGAUUCGAGACCAAUUUGUUCGACGCUAAAUUGCUGGAGGAAAAUUAUGAGCUUGUUAUCGAGUUUGUUUUCUGUAUAAUUUGCAUGUGGUUUUUAUUUUUCGCAUACAGCGCCGUGGAGAGAAACAAUCUCAGUCUGGACCAAAUGGGAAAGGAUCUUAUCAACGUUUUCAGGAGCGUUAUGUCCAUUGGCCUCUAUAAAGCGCCAAGACGCAGAUCGUUCCGCAUUUUCUUAGGCACAUCUAUUUGGUGUUUCUUCGUCCUGAACUUCUUUAUGCAAGCCGCCAUUAUAUCAUUCUUCAGCUCAAUACGUCGCGGAAAAGACGUGAAUACAUUUGAAGAUGUCAUAGCAAAGGAAUACCCAAUCGAAGGUGUUGCGUCUCCUGAUGCGAUACUCCCCGAUACUGAGGACCGAUUCAAUAAAAUUAAUUCGAAGCUAGUGAGCGUUCAAGAUUUAUUCGAGUGCACUGAACGAAUGAUCAACGACAGCCGUCGCUUUUGUCUUGUAGAUUGCGCUGUCGGCCGGUAUUUAGAAAGAAACAAGCUAAAUGACAAAGGCCAGCAAUAUCUUCAUGUUGUUGAAAAAGACAGAUUUCAUAGUCUUUAUCUUAAUAUGAUAUUUUCAAAGAAUUCCCCACUAACUAAAGUGUACAAUGGAUUAGUGUUACGGCUAUUUGAAGCGGGACUUGUAAAGAAAUGGGAGGAAUACAGGUUUACGGAGAUAAAGGAGGAGGCAGAAGUUAAGCCGCUGGGCAUGGAUGACUUAAUGGGAAUAUUCAAAUGCUACGGGUUGCUCGUAUGCCUGUGUCUAUUUGUGUUUCUCGUGGAAAUCAUUUUAGGAUUUAUAAAAUAUCUAACAGCGAUAAUGAAGCGAUAUUUGUAUAAAAAAGAUUACAAAAUGGAAGAGAACAAGAAUCGCCAAAAAACAAGUAGAGUGGGAGACUCAAACUUAAAAUGUCACACUGCUGGAGUUACCAUCUAUUAGCAGUAGUUCGGUUGACAGGGCAACUUUUGGGUAGCAGUACUUAGUCCGGUGGAUAAAAAUCACACAACUUUUGAAACCCUAGAUGGUACAAAGGGUAUCAUAUCAUCAUCGAUUUAUAUUCUGCACGAUUUAACGGUUUGAAGAAACUAAUGAUUUCUGCACGUGAAAUUUAGAGAAUACUUACCUAUAACAGGAGCUAUUACAUCAUGCGUGAUAUAUUUGCAAGUUUAGUAUCUUCUAUAGGACUGUAUGUACUAGUGGACAGCUAAAGGGUGAAUUUCACAAGUGUUUGAACGCGGCGUGUAGCGUUUCAUUCGUGUCCGAAACUUUUUUGAAUAUUUUUUUAUUAUUAAACAUUUAUAAAAUUAACAUUGUACCAGUACUUUACUUAUUUAUAAAAUAGAAUAAUUAAAUCGAUUACUGUGUAUGAUACAAUUUAAUAAACACUAAUGACAGCCCACGGCGGCGUUCAAAACGCUCGUGAAAUUCAUCUUAAAGCUAACUGCAGAUUUUUAUAUACCUACUUUAAGUAGAUAUUAUGAUACAAUAAACCUAAAUGUAAAGUG
Molecule: messenger RNA, 3277 nt
Organism: Plodia interpunctella (Indianmeal moth)
Lineage: Eukaryota; Metazoa; Arthropoda; Insecta; Lepidoptera; Pyralidae
Exons: 2
Coding region: 639-2711 (690 amino acids)
Source: RefSeq, a predicted model, not a curated record